AAUUACUUUUUCUAUGAUCCAUCAAUACCAUCAUGUACUCGUUAGUUAAUUCCAUCCUCAUAGUUCAGUAAGUUUUAUUAUUUGUUAAGGUAUUUUAAACCAAUGAUUUUUUGACCAUCUUUAGUAUGGCAUGGUAAGAUUACCAUGUUUUCUUGAUCAGUUGGAGGCAUGUUUUAUCUCUCAUGGGCUUAUGUAGUUAUAUGUCCUUUUUUAAUCAAGUUUCUAUUGACACUUUUGACCAUCAUUCACAUGUAUGAGAACUCAUGAAACUUUGUACCACCUGCAUUGUCCUCUUAUAGUUUCAGAUUUCAACUGUGCAUUUUAAUUUUACUUACUAUUUUUAAAUCUGGAAUUUGGGUCUGAGAAACCAGUGCAGUACUGAUUUAGUUUAGCAUUUCUUAUUGAUCCAUCUAUAAUGGUACCCCAAGACACUGAGUUGUGCUUCUAUUUACACUAUUGUUCUAUUGUUGACACUAUCACAUCACUUCUGUCAAACUUGAGAACAGAUUGUGCGCCAUAUUCUUUUUGUAAUACCACAUUCUGUUUAUAAUUUAUAGGUUAUAACUGAGUAGCUGAUUUGAACAUGUUAAAGAAAAAUGCAUUUUGCCGUUCUGUUAGCUGUGCUGGUCACAGAAGACCAACCAAUUUUUUUUACCCUUAUUAUUUUCGCAUUUUGCACCUGUCAAGAUGGCUGAUCAUGUAGAUAAGGAUAGGCUAGAUUACAGUUUCUUUCUGACCUAUUCUUCCGCUGUGCUCAGUCUACGAUCCACUUUAUUAGGAUUCCGUUGGCACUCUUGAGCUGUACCGGCAUGUAUAUAUGUAAACUGGAUGAGAUCAAUACACCUGCGCGUUGUAUCCAAACUCUUUCAUGGUAUCAGACUCUUCUCGAUCCUAAUCAUCUUCCGCUGCUUCUCCAUUCUUUCUUCUCUAUGGCGUCGAGCUCUGUCUCCUCCGACGAUGUCAACCCCUUCGCGGCAGGCUCUGUGGCCAUCUCGGCGGCGACAGCGCAACUCAUUCACAUCAAGUCCCAUGUUCCCGUGAUCCUUGAUCUCGGCGACUCCACCUUUGGCACCUGGCGCACCUUCUUCACCAUUGCUUUCCGCAAGUUCGGCCUCCUCGAUCACAUCGACAGCACGACUAACGCCCGCCUCAAGCUCGACGACGCCGAGUGGACGCAGAUCGACACCUGCAUCGUCUCAUGGCUUUACGCCACACUCUCCCCCGACCUCCUCUCCGCUGUGAUCCAGCCGGACGACGACGCUUACACCGCCUGGAACGCCAUCAGCUCCCAGUUUCUUGACAACGUCGUCCAGCGCACUGUCCAGACCCGGCAGGCGUUCCACGCUCUCCACCAGGCUGACAUGACCAUCACUGAGUACUGCGGCAAGAUCAAGGUACUGGCAGACACGUUGCGCGACGUUGGCUCGCCUCUCACGAAUCAGGAUCUCGUUGUCAACCUCCUGAGCGGGCUGAACGACAAGUUUGCCCACUGCGUCUCCACCAUCUCCGCGGCACGGCCGCCCAUGACGUUCCUCCAAGCACGGUCCUUCCUCCUCCAAGAGGAGGUCUGGAUCGCCAAUCGCGCGCAGAAGGCCGCGACCACCGCCCUGCUUGCUGCCUCGCGAUCCGCCGGCGCCUCCUCCAACGCGCCCGCCGUCGGAUCCUCCACGCCCGCAUCUGCUCCACCUGCCACCGGCGCCACUGGCAGCAAUGGCGGCACUGGCGGCAACGGUCGCCCCUACAAACGCAAGAAGCAGGCUGGUCGCGCCGACGGCACCUCCGGCAACUCUGGCCCCUCCGGCAACUCCAGUGCGCCCAUGGCAUCCUGGGUCAACCCAUGGACCGGCGUUGUCCAGGCCUGGCCCAUCGCGUGGUUCCCUCUCACCUCGUCAGCUCCUGGCAUUCUCGGCUCUCGCCCUGGUGCCGCCCCGCAGCAGUCCAUGGUGGUGCAGCAGGCUCCGGCCGGCACGCUUCCGCCGGCGCUCUACCAGGCUCUCACCGGCCUGUCUCUACAGUCGACUCCGCCGAGCGCCACGGAUUGGGUUUUCGACACUGGGGCCUCCACUCACAUGGUUGGCAACUCCGGUAUGCUCUCCUCCACUGCCCCCUCUACUUCUCGUAUCAUCGUCGGCAACGGCGCCUCUUUACCCGUGCAGUGCAUGGGCACGGCCACCGUCCCCACUUCUUCUUCCUCCCCUCUCUAUCUUCGCGACGUUCUUUUUUCUCCAUCUUUGAUUAAAAAUUUGAUUUCUGUUUGUCGUCUUACUCGCGAUAAUUCUGUCUCUGUUGAAUUUGACCCUCUCGGUUUCUCCAUCAAGGAUCUUCGCAGCAAGACGGUUCUUCUCCGCAGUGACAGCCCUGGCGAUCUCUAUCCGCUGCGUUCCGCUGCCACGCCACUUGUUUCUGGCUUCCAUGCCUCCGUCGACCUCUGGCACGAUCGCUUGGGGCAUCCUGGCCGGCCGGCGCUCUCUCGCAUUUUGAAUAACUUUAAUUUUAGUUGUAAACCGAGUUCUCCUCACAAUUGCAACUCAUGUCGUCUUGGAAAACAUGUUCGCCUCCCGUUCACUGCAUCCUCGACUGUUUCUCCUUUUCUCUUCUCCCUUUUGCACUGUGAUAUAUGGACUUCGCCUGUGUUGAGCUGUUCUGGUUUUUCAGUACUAUCUCGUUAUACUUGAUGACUACUCUCACUACGUAUGGACAUUCCCACUGCGUCGCAAGUCCGACGUCGUGCCCACGCUCCUCACCUUCCAUGCAUUCGUUCGGGCGCAAUUCGGACGGCCGAUCUUGGCGUUUCAGACGGACAACGGACGUGAGUUCGACAACACCAUCUUUUGCUCGUUCCUCGCCGCACAUGGCAUUGUCUCGCCGCCUCGUCACAACGUCUUCUCCAGCACAUCAUCAACCAGCUCCGAGUUGAGUUCGCGAUGGACUUAGGUCCGGUGCACUUCUUUCUCGGCAUCCAAGUGCGCCGCACGGCCGAUGGCUUCUUCCUUUCACAGGAGCAGUACGCCGGCAACGUACUUGAUCGUGCCAGCCUGGCAGACUGUAAGCCGGCGCCGACACCUGUCGACACGAAGGCCAAGGUCUCCAGUACGACAGGGCAGCCCUACAGUGAUCCGACGUUCUAUCGUAGCAUCGUCGGGGCACUCCAGUACCUCACUCUCACACGGCCGGAUUUGUCUUACGCUGUGCAACAGGUUUGCCUUCACAUGCACUCGCCGCGGGACGUGCACUGGACACUUGUAAAGCGGAUCCUCCGUUAUGUUCGUGGCACGACACACAAAGGUCUGCAACUCCGGCGUUCUUCUACACCAUCGCUCACCGCGUACUCCGAUGCGGACUGGGCCGGCUGCCCCGACACACGCCGCUCGACGUCCGGCUUCUGCGUCUUCUUCGGCGACUCUUUGGUGUCGUGGUCCUCCAAACGACAGUCCAUCGUGUCUCGCUCCAGUGCCGAGGCUGAGUACCGGGGUGUGGCGAACGCGGCUGCUGAAUGUUGUUGGCUCCAUCACCUUCUCGGCAAACUUCACGUCAAGCUCGACAAAGCCAUGCUUGUGUACUGCGACAACAUCUCCGCCGUUUACCUGUCCAAGAAUCCAGUUCAUCAUGGUCGUGCUAAACAUGUGGAGCUGGAUGUCCACUUCGUCUGGGAAAAGGUGGCCGUUGGGGACAUCCGCGUCGUGCACAUUCCGACUCGACAACAGCUCGCCGAUAUCAUGACGAAGGGAUUGCCCACAGCGCUGUUUGAAGAUUUCCGAUCCAGUUUGUGCAUCGUCGACGACGCACCAACUGCGGGGGGGUGUCAAGAUGGCUGAUCAUGUAGAUAAGGAUAGGCUAGAUUACAGUUUCUUUCUGACCUAUUCUUCCGCUGUGCUCAGUCUACGAUCCACUUUAUUAGGAUUCCGUUGGCACUCUUGAGCUGUACCGGCAUGUAUAUAUGUAAACUGGAUGAGAUCAAUACACCUGCGCGUUGUAUCCAAACUCUUUCAGCACCUACAUCUGAAAUUAGUCCUGGAGGUGGUACACCGUCCUA
Molecule: messenger RNA, 4033 nt
Organism: Oryza sativa Japonica Group (Japanese rice)
Lineage: Eukaryota; Viridiplantae; Streptophyta; Magnoliopsida; Poales; Poaceae
Source: RefSeq, a predicted model, not a curated record